GAAUCGAAUUUUGCUCACCCUUAUAUAUAGAGCCGUGGUAGAGUUUAGCAGUUGACCGUCCUUAUAUCCUAGAGAAAGAAAAACAAGAUACUGAGUGCUGACUAUUGAAAUUGGUAGUCGCUGCAGAUAUGGCAGAGGGGGAGAACAAACUCAAGCUCUAUUCUUACUGGAGGAGCUCCUGCUCCUUCCGUAUCAGAAUUGCCCUUAACCUCAAAGGUCUGGAAUACCAGUACAUACCCGUGAACUUGCUUAAGGGGGAGCAAUUCAGUCCUGAAUUCCAAAAGCUGAACCCUAUUGGGUAUGUACCGGUGCUGGUGGACGGUGACAUGAUCAUUUCAGACUCUUUUGCGAUUUUCAUGUAUCUGGAGGAGAAAUACCCUCAACACCCUUUAUUGCCAUCUGAUCUUGCAAAGAAGGCACUCAAUUUCCAGGCUGCAAAUAUUGUUUCCUCUAGCAUUCAGCCUCUUCAGAAUCUAGCUGUACUGAAGUACAUUGAGGAGAAAGUAAGUCCAGAUGAGAAAAUUCCUUGGACAAAAUUUCAUAUUGAGAAAGGCUUUGAAGCGCUUGAGAAGCUGUUAAAAGAUCAUGCUGGAAAAUAUGCGACUGGAGAUGAAGUUUCCAUGGCAGAUCUGUUUCUAGCACCACAGAUUCUGGCUGGGAUUGAACGAUUCAAUGUUGACAUGGCUAAAUUCCCACUGUUAUCUAGGUUAAAUGAGGCAUAUAGUGAGCUACCAGAAUUCCAAAAUGCUAAGCCAGAGAAUCAGCCGGAUGCUCCUUCAGCAUAGGGCACUCGUUAAGAUGGUGGAUGGAUGAGGUACAUAUCUACUGCUGACCUGUCCAUCUGUUUGGUGGCUGGUAAUCUUCAACAAGGGCUCUUGGUUCCUCCCGGGUAUGAUCAAUGAUAAUAAGGAUUAUGUAGUCCAGAACCAGAAGUUAAUGAAAGACAUAUGAUAUAUAUAUAUAUAUAGAUAUAUAUGCCAUGUUUAUCCGAA
This is a messenger RNA of Gossypium raimondii (Peruvian cotton), 992 nucleotides long. RefSeq names its product glutathione S-transferase zeta class. Gene Ontology annotation, cellular component: cytoplasm. Gene Ontology annotation, molecular function: glutathione transferase activity; maleylacetoacetate isomerase activity. The transcript is spliced from 10 exons. Gene Ontology annotation, biological process: L-phenylalanine catabolic process; glutathione metabolic process. NCBI's taxonomy places the organism in Eukaryota, Viridiplantae, Streptophyta, Magnoliopsida, Malvales, Malvaceae. The record is from RefSeq and is a predicted model, not a curated record. Bases 129 to 785 code for a protein of 218 amino acids.